Messenger RNA from Musa acuminata AAA Group (dessert banana), 665 nucleotides. Its product is annotated as small nuclear ribonucleoprotein SmD1a. Gene Ontology annotation, cellular component: precatalytic spliceosome; catalytic step 2 spliceosome; U4 snRNP. The record is from RefSeq and is a predicted model, not a curated record. Gene Ontology annotation, molecular function: RNA binding. The transcript has 4 exons. The coding region runs from base 121 to 465 and encodes 114 amino acids. Gene Ontology annotation, biological process: spliceosomal snRNP assembly; RNA processing. Lineage: Eukaryota; Viridiplantae; Streptophyta; Magnoliopsida; Zingiberales; Musaceae.
CUUGUACCCACGCUCGAGGGUUUGAACACCCGCUUCCACGAGCUUGGCCAUUCGCUUCUUUUGGAGCCCUAACUCGCUGUUCUCUUCCGCUCUGUGGCAUCGCCAUCUCCUCGAUCCAGGAUGAAGCUCGUCAGGUUCUUGAUGAAGCUUAACAACGAGACCGUCUCGAUCGAGCUCAAGAACGGCACCGUCGUCCAUGGAACCAUCACAGGUGUGGAUAUUAGCAUGAACACACACUUGAAGACCGUGAAACUUACCGUGAAAGGGAAAAAUCCAGUUACCCUUGAUCACCUAAGCGUGAGAGGUAACAAUAUACGGUAUUACAUCUUGCCGGACAGCUUGAACCUUGAGACAUUAUUGGUCGAGGAAACACCUCGGGUAAAGCCCAAAAAGCCUACUGCAGGGAGACCAGUGGGACGUGGUCGUGGACGCGGCCGUGGUCGUGGACGAGGUCGGGGCCGUUAACAAUGUCAUGCUCAUGGUAAUUUUUGCAUCAUCUGUUUUUGUACAAAUAGCCUGCUCUUACUCUUGAGUAGUUUCGUUUGAAAGCUUGUCUUCUCAAAACAGCAAGCAGGACUAUCUGUUUUUAGCUUAAAUAGCAUAAGUGUUAUCAUCUGCGAUGAAGCUUUAGAAGCAACUAAAAGAAAUACUGGCUUAUGUUAUCA